Babesia ovata is the source of this 537-nucleotide messenger RNA. Its product is annotated as striated muscle protein. Bases 1 to 537 code for a protein of 178 amino acids. Lineage: Eukaryota; Apicomplexa; Aconoidasida; Piroplasmida; Babesiidae. Gene Ontology annotation, molecular function: calcium ion binding. The record is from RefSeq and is a predicted model, not a curated record. The transcript has 5 exons. Gene Ontology annotation, cellular component: cytoplasm.
AUGGCCCCUCGGCCACACCUCCGCCUGAGUGCGGAGCAUCUGGUUAUGUUCGAGAACCACUUCAAGCUGGUAGACAGCAAUGGAGAUGGUUGCAUCAACCAGUCCGAGUUCCGACUGCUCUUCCGGUCGUUCGGCCAGGCCAUAACGAACAAGCGUCUCGACCAGAUAGUCGAGGGUAGGUUGACUGCUCAUGCGGAAAUCGGUAACAAUGUUUCAGAGGCAUUCAAGAACGCUCCGUCAACAGGCGUGGACUUUGAGGCCUUUGUGAACAUUUUUGUGCAACACUUCACCCCACCGCCCACCGAAAGAGCGGUGAGGGAGGCCCUGAUGUUGUUCGACAAGAAUAACACGGGUUUCAUCGACACGAGGGAGCUCAUAAGGCUACUCACAACGCGCGGGGAGAAGCUCGAGCAGUCGGAGGUGAACUACCUCUUCGAGCUGCUGGGCAUCCCGCAGAGCACCCCGCGCAUAGACUACGUCACAUUCGUCGAAGAUAUAUAUCGCAUGAUGCCAAUAUUACCAAACCGAAAGGUCUGA